AUACAUCGAGAACUGGACAGGUCUGCAGAUGUUACGAGAAAUGGACAUGGAGCUGUACACGGGGCUGCAAAGACUGACGAUAACCAGGAGUAAUGUACAGACGAUAGACGAUCGCGUUUUCUCCAAGAACCUCCACCUCCGCUACAUAAAUCUGUCGAAGAACCCGAUCAGCUCGCUGUCCUGGCGGAUCUUCGAACCCCUGCAGCUCUUUGAACUUCACCUGGAGGAUGUGACGUUCACCUGUGGCUGUAAGAUUCGCUGGCUGCAAAUAUGGCAACAGAGAGGGGAGGCAGGGCUUAGCAGCCAGCAGUUAUACUGUUCUGAUGACAUCAUGAGGAUCCCGCUGCAGGACAUGAACGUCAGCAGCUGUGACCUCCCAGAGAUCAGCGUCAGUCACAGUAACCUCACAGUAAUCGAGGGUGAUCGAGUGACCGCCAUCUGCAACGGAUCAGGGUCACCUUUACCGGAGGUGGACUGGCCCGUUAAAGGUCUUCACUCCAUCAAUGCACAAGAGGAUCGACUAUACGACAACAACACUAUCCACUCCAUCAACAUCACGCUGGUCAAUGUCAGCAGAGAUGACAACAACUUCCUGUUGACCUGCAGAGUGACCAACAUGGUCGGUAUGACCAACGCCUCAGUGCAGCUCACCGUGCAUUUCCCUCCAACCAUCGUGAAGCUUAAAGAGCCUGAACGUCGCCAUGACACAUGCAUCGAGUUCACGGUGAGGGGGUCACCACACCCAUCGCUGCGUUGGUUCUACAAAGACAAGGAGAUCAGUCACACAGAGUACGUGCGUCCCGACAUGGACAUCUAUCAGGAUUACAUCGAGGGCUGCCUCACCUUUAAAAACCCGACUCAUCAUAAUAACGGAAACUACACGCUGGAGGCCACCAACUACCUGGGCUCAGCCAGCAGCACGGUGUACGGCCACUUCCUGGACAAACCGUUUGAAGGUCCAGAAGAUUACGAUUAUGUGACUCCACCCAUAGAGACUCACAGACGUGAAGACGAACCAAUAGGGGUCUCUCUCGCCGUGGGUCUGGCGGGCGUUGGCUGUGUGAUGUUGGUCGUUCUCUUCUUACUCUUGAGCAAAUAUGGCCGACACUCCAAGUUUGGGAUGAAAGGUCCAGUGGCAGUUAUCAGUGGUGAGGAAGACUCUGCCUCUCCGCUUCAUCAUGUCAACCAUGGGAUCAUCAGUCCGUGUACCCUGGACGGGGGAGCAGACACCGUGGUCAUCGGGAUGACGAGGAUCCCCGUCAUCGAGAACCCGCAGUACUUCAGACAUGGACACACCUGCACCAAGCCCACCACAUACGUUCAGCACAUAAAGCGCAGAGACAUCAUCCUGAAGAGAGAGCUGGGCGAGGGAGCGUUUGGAAAGGUGUUCUUGGCCGAGUGUUACAACCUGAGCCCCACCAAGGACAAGAUGCUGGUGGCUGUGAAGACUCUCAAAGAUCCAACUCUGGCGGCAAGGAAGGAUUUCCAGCGAGAGGCGGAGCUUCUGACCAACCUGCAGCAUGAACACAUCGUUAAGUUCUACGGCGUCUGUGUGGAUGGAGACCCACUCAUCAUGGUGUUUGAGUACAUGAAACAUGGAGACCUUAACAAGUUCCUCAGAGCCCAUGGGCCAGACGCCAUGAUCCUGGUGGACGGCCAGCCCCUGCAGACCAAUGGAGAGCUGGGUUUGUCUCAGAUGCUGCACAUAGCCAGUCAGAUCGCAGCAGGGAUGAUCUACCUGUCCUCUCAGCACUUUGUCCACCGAGAUCUGGCCACCAGGAACUGCCUGGUAGGAAACGGGCUUUUGGUGAAGAUCGGGGACUUCGGGAUGUCCCGGGACAUUUACAGCACCGACUACUACAGGGUGGGGGGUCACACCAUGCUGCCAAUACGCUGGAUGCCUCCAGAGAGCAUCAUGUACAGGAAGUUCACCACAGAGAGUGACGUGUGGAGCUUUGGAGUCAUCCUGUGGGAGAUCUUCACAUACGGAAAACAGCCAUGGUUCCAGCUCGCCAACAACGAGGUGAUUGAGUGUAUAACUCAGGGCCGGGUCCUGGAGCGUCCCAGAUUAUGUCCCAAAGAAGUCUACGACAUGAUGCUGGGCUGCUGGCAGAGAGAGCCCCAACAGCGCCUCAAUAUCAAGGACAUCCAGAAGAUGCUCUUCACGCUAAUGAAGGCCACGCCAGUUUACCUGGACAUACUGGGAUAGAGACCUGGAGACCAGCUCCUCUACCUGCACAUACUGGGAUAGAGACCUGGAGAAAAGCUGGUUAACCUGGACAUACUGGGAUAGAGACCUGGACAGCAGCUGGUUUACCUGGACAUACUGGGAUAGAGACCUGGAGACCAGCUGGUUUACCUGGACAUACUGGGAUAGAGACCUGGAGAGCAGCUGGUUUACCUGGACAUACUGGGAUAGAGACCUGGAGGAGCAACUGGUUUACCUGGACAUA
Cheilinus undulatus (humphead wrasse) is the source of this 2453-nucleotide messenger RNA. Its product is annotated as NT-3 growth factor receptor-like. The record is from RefSeq and is a predicted model, not a curated record. Gene Ontology annotation, cellular component: plasma membrane; axon; signaling receptor complex. Gene Ontology annotation, biological process: protein phosphorylation; cellular response to nerve growth factor stimulus; positive regulation of kinase activity. The transcript is spliced from 17 exons. Gene Ontology annotation, molecular function: transmembrane receptor protein tyrosine kinase activity; ATP binding; neurotrophin receptor activity. The coding region runs from base 29 to 2209 and encodes 726 amino acids. NCBI's taxonomy places the organism in Eukaryota, Metazoa, Chordata, Actinopteri, Labriformes, Labridae.